Oncorhynchus nerka (sockeye salmon) is the source of this 5766-nucleotide messenger RNA. RefSeq names its product oxysterol-binding protein 2-like. Gene Ontology annotation, molecular function: cholesterol binding. Gene Ontology annotation, cellular component: cytosol; intracellular membrane-bounded organelle; plasma membrane. The record is from RefSeq and is a predicted model, not a curated record. The coding region runs from base 589 to 2820 and encodes 743 amino acids. Lineage: Eukaryota; Metazoa; Chordata; Actinopteri; Salmoniformes; Salmonidae. The transcript is spliced from 14 exons.
CGUAGAAUAGUUCAGCUGACAUUCCUGGCUGUGCCUCUCCCUUUUCGCUCUUUCCAUCACUAGCUCGCUUUUUCUUUGCUGUGAAAGAUGCUAGAGUUUGUGUUCUCGAAGUAGACUACGGUAAAUAGUUUCAUUCGUUGCAAAAAUAAUGAAUGUUAGGAGUUGAGGAGUCCUAUCGCAAUCGAAGUUUGACACCCAUAAAUGAAAGUCGACAACGGGAAUCGACGGUCAAGGAGUCGGGGAAUCGAUUAUUUUUUGAGUCGACUCCCCAUCCACUAUUUGCGUCACACGCUCCCCUUCCUCUCAUCAGGACCCGUGAUGAAGGCUCAACUAGGUUAGAGGGAGAAGGUUAAACACGCUCUCCAUCCCCGUGGCAACCCCCCCAUCUAGCUGAACGAGUAAUAGCUAUUACAGUGGGUUACCUCAUCGGCGUUAACGUUACAUGAUGGGUAAAACAGGUGCGGUGUUGGUCUUUCGUACUAUGAAUCAUAGGCAAGCUAGCUAGCUGUAUCGUCCCUCCACACAGAGCUACCUACAGCUGUGUUGAUUCCUUUGCUCUGACUCCAUCUACCGCUGACAGUGGGGCAAAUGAGUGAACCGGUGAAGAGUUUGCCUUCCCCUACUUCUUCAGGGGGGCAACCUGCGGGGUCUGAUACCUACAAAGGCUGGCUGUAUAAAUGGACAAACUACUUGAAGGGCUACCAACGCCGGUGGUUCGUCCUUAGCAACGGCCUUCUGUCAUAUUACAGGACUCAGGCAGAGAUGGCCCAUACUUGCCGUGGCACCAUCACCCUGGCGACGGCACACAUUGAGGUGGGUGACACCUGCCACCUGGUGCUGACCAGCGGAGGGCGGAACUACCACCUGAAGGCCACUUCCGAUGGGGAGAGUCAGCGCUGGGUCUCGGCUCUCCAACAGGCUAAGGCCAACACCACUCACAUGAUGCACCAAUCAGAUGACUCUGGAGAUGAGGCCCCCGUGCCCCAGCCAGACCGGGCCCUGACCCAGGGGGCUCUAAAGACCCUGGCCAGUAAGCUGGACGAUCUGAGCACCUGCAACGAGCUAAUCGGCAAACACGGCACCGCCCUGCAGCGAUCCCUCAGCGAGCUCGAGGACCUACGCACGGCCACCGACGGCACCGACAAACUCAAGACCGUCAACGAGCGUGCCACGCUCUUCCGCAUCACCUCCAAUGCUAUGAUCAAUGCCUGUCGGGACUUCCUGGACGUAGCAGAGACACACAGCCGAAAGUGGCAGAGAGCCCUGCAGUAUGAGAGAGAACAGCGCCACCACCUGGAGGAGACUAUUGAACAGCUAGCCAAGCAACACAACAGCCUGGAGAGGGCCUGGAGAGAGGCUCCCAGCACACACCCAGACGGGGGUGAGAGGAGGCGGGAGGGGGAUGCCAGUGAUGAGAAUGAGGACACAGAAUUUUUUGAUGCCAUGGAGGACUCCCCUGCUUUCAUCACAGUGACUGCCACUGACCACACCCAGCACAGACGCUCAGCCAGUAACCAGAGUAUCAUGAGCGGACGAUUACCCAAUAAUGAAUGGAGCCACGACGAGAAGGACCCUGGCUCCGACAACAUGCAGCGGCGCAGAGUUAGACGCAGCCGCAUCCCAGACAAACCCAACUACUCCCUCAACUUGUGGAGCAUCAUGAAGAACUGCAUCGGCAAGGAGCUGUCCAAGAUUCCCAUGCCUGUGAACUUCAACGAGCCCCUGUCGAUGCUGCAGCGUCUGACUGAGGAUCUGGAGUACAGUGACCUGCUGGACCGGGCGGCUCGCUGCGAAUCGUCCCUGGAGCAGAUGUGUCUGGUGGCAGCCUUCUCUGUGUCCUCCUACUCCACCACCAUCCACCGCACUGCCAAGCCCUUCAACCCCCUGCUGGGGGAGACCUACGAGCUGGACCGCCUGGACGACUUUGGCUACCGCUCCAUCUGCGAGCAGGUCAGUCACCACCCCCCAGCCGCCGCCCACCAUGUGAUGUCACAGCGAGGCUGGACCCUGUGGCAGGAGAUUACUAUCGACAGCAAGUUCAGAGGGAAAUACAUUUCUGUCAUGCCAUUAGGCUGUAUCCACCUGCAGUUCCACUCCAGUGGGAAUCACUAUGUGUGGGGCAAAGUCACCUCCACGGUGCACAACAUCAUCGUAGGAAAACUGUGGAUUGACCAGUCUGGGGACAUUGAAAUAGUCAACCACAGGACCAAGGACACCUGCCACCUCAAGUUUGUCCCUUACAGUUACUUCUCCAGAGACCUCCCACGCAAGGUGACAGGUGUGGUAGCAGACAGCGAGGGCACGGCCCACCACAUCCUGUCUGGGACCUGGGACGAGAAGAUGGAGAGUGCCAAGAUAGUAGAAAGCAGCCGGGGAUGUGGAGGGUCAGAGGGAAAACAAAAGACUGUCUACCAGACCCUCCAGCCCAAACUGCUGUGGAAGAAAUACCCACUUCCGGAGAAUGCUGAGAACAUGCACUUCUUUUCCUCCCUGGCCUUGACCCUGAACGAGCCUGAGGAGGGCGUGGCCCCCACUGACAGCCGCCUGAGGCCCGACCAACGGCUGAUGGAGUCGGGGCUAUGGGACGAGGCCAACGCCCACAAACAGCGUCUGGAGGAACGACAGAGGCUGGAGAGAAGGAAGAGGGAGGCACAGGCCACACAGGCCAUGGAAGAAGGGCAAGACUUUGAGGGUUUCCAGCCACUGUGGUUCGAGAGGAGGACAGAUGAUUCAACGGGGGAGAGCACUUACGUGUACAGGGGUGGAUACUGGGAGUCCAAAGACAGACAGGACUGGAGCCAAUGCCCUGAUAUCUUCUAAGACUCCGCCCCUGGGACUGUGACAUCAUCACUGGAGGGCCGAGCUGAGGGACUGAUUGACAAGCAGAGGGAGGAUCCACACUCUGAAGACACAUGGAGAUGUGGACAGCUCUUUGUCUGUGUAUGUGUAUUUGUGUGUGUUCCAGAAAGACAAAGCCCUCCAUUGAGAAUAAUGUAAACUUCCCAUACUUCAAGAACUGAGAUAUAAACAUAAUCUGUCCCGCUCCCCGAUGUAGUUCUCUAAUCAAACACUGAGUGAGUGUGUGUGCAACAGCGUGAGUGAAUGAGACAAAUAACUAUUUAUGACAGAAUAUUUUGAGUGUGAGGGAAAGAGUUAGAAAAUAGCUAAUGCAUGGAAAACCAUAUUUAUUUGAGCUGGUGUGUAUGGUGGUGCCUGGUGCCCCAUUGAUCUGGUAAUAAGGUAAUAACUACCGUAAGUAUAUAAUAUUAUACAAUAAUAGGCAGAGGCCAGAAGGAAAGUGAACGUUUGUGUUUUGGUGCUAGGAUAAGAUGUCCUGUUCCUCUGAGCUGGUUAGGAACAGAGUGUUCCUCCUGCUGGAGAUAUAAGGGCCUGCAUUUAUGUUGCACUGGCCAAUAGGAAUGUCAGGAGAUAAAGUUCCCCCAGGUUUGUCUAACUGAAAGGUUAUGAAACAAAAAGCUGCACAUAGAAAUAGAGUAACCAGAACAGACAUUAUUUUCUACUUCAAGUAUCUCCAAUAUACUUUACAUAUCUAUAUGUAACAUUAUGUUUCCUUCCAUGCAACAACUAGGCACUCCCCAGGUUUGUAACAAACUGCUUUUCUGCAGUGCAUGAAAACACAGGUGUAGAGGACGCUGGUAUCACUAUGGGUACUUUUGAUUUAAUAUCUGUACAGACAUAAUCUCUGAGAUCCAGAACUAAAAUCUAUACCGGUUAUGUUACGUGUGUCUGUCCACAAGAGAUUAGUACAGACCUAAAAUAGUUAGGGGAAUUUUGAGGUUGUAACAAGCUACCCACGAUUAUAUCGAUUUUGCUCAAAUGUCUUGAUUUCUCAAAUGUUGGUCAUACAGUCGCUAGUGAAAGUCUACACACCUCUUGCACAGUCUUCACAUUUUGUGAAUUAAUUUUGCUGCCUUAAAAUGUAAUCUCAAAAGGGAAUACAUUUGAUUUAUUUCCUACCGAUCUACACAACCUUAUCCACAUUUUAAGUUCAAGAGAAUUCUAGAAAAAUAUCCAAAUGAAUACUAAAUAAAAAACAAAGAUGUCUUGAUUGCGUAUGUCUUCACAGCCCAGAGUUUAUACUUGGCGGAAGCACCUUUGGGCAACAUUUAUCCAUUGUUUUUGUCAAAAUUGCUCAAGCUCAAUAAAUUUGGGUGGGAGUCAUUGAUGGACAGCAAUAUUCAAACCUCUGAUUUUCAAGCAAAUUUAAGUCAGUCCACACCUCUUAGAAAUACAUUCUGGUGUUUUUGACAAGCAUACCCAUAACAUGAUGCUGCCACCACCACUUGAAAAAACUGAGGGUUUCACUCAGUGUUGUAAUGGAUUUGACCCAAGCCUGUAGUUUUUAAUUUAGGCAAAAAAGUCCAUGUCUGCUGUGUUGUCUUGCAGUAUUACUUAACAGCCUUGUUGCAAACAGAAUGGAUGAUUUGGAGUGGAUUUUUUAAAACAGGCUUUAUUGUUUUCACUUUGUCAUACAGGUCAGUAAUGUGGAUGUGAAUGCAAUAUUGUUGAUCCUUUUCUAUUUUCAAGUGUUGUGGUGGCAGCAUCAUGUUAUGGGUAUGCUGGUAACUGGCAGGGACUGAGGAGUGCUUAACAAUCUAAGACUAGGUUUGAAUAUCGCUGUCCAUCCAACGACUCCCAACCAAAUUUACUGAGCUUAAGCAAUUUUGACAAAGCAUGGAUAUGUUGCCCUAGUUGUGCAAAAUUGGUAUAAUAUUUUUCUAAAUGUUUCACAGCUGUAAUGGCUGCCAAAGGUGCUUCCACCAAGUAUUAAUUCUGGGGUCUAAAGACACACACAAUCAGGACAUCUUUUGUUCUAGUUUUUUUUUUUUUGUAAUUUUGGAAAAUUCUAUCAUUUUUCUUUCACUUUGGAAAUGUGGAGUGGGCUGUGUACAUCAGUAAGAACAAAACCCCAAUUUAAUCCAUUUUUAGAUGUACUGUAUUUUAAGGCAGCAAAAUGUGAAGACUUUACAAGGGGUAUGUAGACUUUCACUAGGCACUCGUUUGAGCGCCUAAUUGUGUACAGACAAAAUUUUAAAUUGUUUCAUGAUUCCUCCCUGUGCGAUGAAAUGUUUCAAAGUCUUAUAUUUUUUUAAAUAUUAAGAAAUCAUAUGAAUUAUACUAUAACAUGUGUAAUGGCGAGUUUCACAGUGCAAUUGAGGUGGGUAAUUCAAGUAUUACACAUCUUUGUGUUUGACUGCAGGCAUUUAAACAUGCACCAUCAAUGAACUCAAACGAGUGUUGUGGCACCACGUGUAGCUCAUGCAUGGUUUAGUGUGCUCAUACACUGUUAUCUAGUAUUAAUUAGGCAUUAAUUAGUAUCAAUUAGUUGUUUCUAGACUUCAUUCACAGAAGAACAUCAUGUGAAUUCACCUUUUGUGCCCUAGACCUUCGGAAAUACAUUUUCUUUUUUUUGUCUUUCAAACACUCGCAAUGUCAUUAGAGAUGGUCUAUAAUGUUGUAAUCGGCUUUGGUGUCAGUUCUCAAAUCAAGACAAUGAUGAGAAAUAAAUGAGAUAAGCCUUCAGGAAGGAUGAUGUCCCCUGAAGACCCAAAGCCAAGAGGAGAUUUCCACGGGGACUAUCUGUCUGAUGUGGGCCUGCAGCAGAAGCUCUGGGGUCUCAUGAUGGGGUAGUGAAAGGACACUGAGGGCUGCACACUCCACUUUAGGCUACUUGUUUGAUGUCACCUUGUCUCUAGCACACACAUGUAUUCAAGGUGUAACACUCAAUAAACCCAAAUAAAUCGA